Molecule: messenger RNA, 3393 nt
Organism: Baudoinia panamericana UAMH 10762
Lineage: Eukaryota; Fungi; Ascomycota; Dothideomycetes; Mycosphaerellales; Teratosphaeriaceae
Exons: 2
Coding region: 1-3393 (1130 amino acids)
Biological process (GO): ribosome biogenesis; maturation of SSU-rRNA from tricistronic rRNA transcript (SSU-rRNA, 5.8S rRNA, LSU-rRNA); endonucleolytic cleavage of tricistronic rRNA transcript (SSU-rRNA, 5.8S rRNA, LSU-rRNA)
Cellular component (GO): 90S preribosome; nucleus
Molecular function (GO): GTP binding; U3 snoRNA binding; GTPase activity
Source: RefSeq, a predicted model, not a curated record
AUGGCGGGCGAAGAGCAGCUCCACCGGGCGCAUCGGCCAUCGAAGGAGAAGAAGAAGCAUGACAAAGGCCAACCAAAUCCCAAGGCAUUCGCCGUCGCCGCUCCAGGCCGCCUCGCAAAACAAGCAGCUCGCAGCCACGACGUGCGCGAAAAGCGACUCCAUGUCCCUCUCGUUGACCGUCUGCCGGAAGAGGCGCCGCCGCUAAUCGUCGGUGUUGUCGGCCCACCCGGAGUCGGGAAGACGACACUCAUCAAGAGCCUCGUGAAGCGGUACACUAAACAGACCGUCUCCGACCCUCGAGGCCCUAUCACGGUUGUAACAGGCAAGCGGCGACGUCUGACAUUCAUCGAGUGUCCAAGUGACAGCCUGGCGAGCAGCAUCGAUGUGGCAAAGGUGGUCGACAUCGUGCUGUUGAUGAUAGAUGGCAACUAUGGCUUUGAGAUGGAGACGAUGGAGUUCCUGUCCGUGUUGUCCAGUACGGGUAUGCCGGGUAACGUCUUCGGCAUCUUGACGCACUUGGACCUGUUCAGGAAGCAGGACACGCUAAAGGCGCAGAAAAAACGGCUCAAGCAUCGCUUCUGGAGCGAGCUUUAUCAGGGAGCCAAGCUGUUUUACCUCAGUGGCGUCAUCAACGGACGAUAUCCGGACCGAGAGGUCCUGAAUCUGUCGCGCUUCUUGAGCGUCAUGAAGAACCCACGACCACUGGUAUGGCGCAACAGCCAUCCAUAUGCGCUAGCGGACCGCAUGCUCGACGUCACGCCUCCGACGCAGAUUGAGGAGAACGAGAAGUGCGAUCGUACUGUGGCGCUAUAUGGUUACCUGCGUGGUACCAACUUCCCAUCGCAAGACGCUCGAAUACAUCUGCCCGGUGUGGGCGACUUGACCGUGGCGCAGAUUGAGGCACAGCCCGAUCCUUGUCCGACGCCCUUCUUCCAGCAGGCACAGGAGAAAGCAGAGGGUACGAAAAAGCGGAGACGGCUCGAUGAAAAGCAGAAGAUCAUCUAUGCGCCCAUGUCAGACGUUGGAGGUGUGCUAGUGGAUAGAGAUGCGGUGUAUAUUGAUGUGAAGAGCAAUACGUUCGAUGCUGAAGAGGACGAUGUUGAGCGUGGACUUGGCGAGCAGAUGGUCGUGGGGCUGCAGGGCGAGAGGCGCUUGCUCGGUGCGGAUGAGCAUGGCAUCGCACUUUUCGAGAAGAGUGCGAGACUUAGGGAGGUCAAAGACGAGGAGGAUGCGCAGGAUACGGGCCGGUCAAGCGCAAGAAAACCGAAAGUUGUGGACCGAGACGUAGACGCGGAUGAAGAUGGCGAUCCAGAAGAUGAGGGUUUUGCAAGUGGUGACUCUGACGACGACAAUGACAUCGAAGCGUUACAACAACCACCCGCAAAGCUGGGCAAGAUCAGGAAGGACCGGCAGGAUGCGGACGAAGAAGAUGAGGACGACGGGACGUCGCGUUGGAAGGACCGGAUGGCUGAACGCGCGCGAGCAUUGCAUGAUCGCAAGCAGCCUUAUCGAGUUGCCGAUUUGGCGCGCAUGAUGUACGAUGAUAUGCUCUCGACUGCAGAUGUCUUACGCGCGUGGCGAGGCGAGGGUGAGGCGCAUGACACCGCCACCGGCGAGGACAAUGAUGACAAUGAUGAUCUGUUUCAGCGCAAGGAGAGUACUGACAAUGAUGAGGAGGAUCGCUUAGUACCCAGACUGGAUUACAGUGCUUUAGAGACGAAAUGGGCGGAGGCGGACAAUAUCGAAGCGAUGAGACAUCGAUUUGCAAACACGCGGCUGACUGGUGCGAACGCCGAGGACGUUGGUGAUGACGAUGACGAGGAAGCCGGUGAUGAUGAUGAAGGCGAUGGUGACUUCGAGGAUCUUGAAACCGGCGAGUCACACGCAAUCUCGAACGAAGCCGAGACUGCGGAUGACCCCGUAGACGACAUCGAAGCAGAGCGCGCACGCAACGCAAAACGGAAGGAAGAGCUCAAACUCCGCUUCGAGGAGGAAGACCGGGAAGGCUUCCUCAACCCGAAGAAUGUCAACCGCCAGGCUAAUGGUGAGGAUACCGAGAGGGAGUUUGGCGAAGACGAGUGGUAUGAUGCACAAAAGGCGCUCUUGCAGAAGCAGCAAGAGAUCAACCGUCGAGAGUUCGAACAGCUAGACGAAGCGUCGCGAGUCCGAGCUGAAGGCUACAAAGCCGGCACCUACGUCCGCAUAACACUGGCUAGUAUGCCACAUGAGUUUGUCGAGAACUUCAACCCGAGGUUUCCGCUACUCAUAGGCGGCUUGUCGCCGACCGAGGAACGCAUGGGCUUUGUGCAGGUGCGCAUCAAGCGCCACAGAUGGCACAAGAAGAUCUUGAAGACGAACGAUCCACUCAUCCUCAGCCUGGGUUGGCGGAGGUUUCAGACUCUGCCGGUCUACAGUAUCUCCGACUCACGGAUACGGAAUCGGAUGUUGAAGUACACGCCAGAGCAUAUGCACUGCUUCGCUACCUUUUACGGCCCACUUGCUGCACCCAACACGGGCUUUUGCUGUGUGCAGUCAUACUCGAACAAGAACCCAGGUUUCCGCAUAUCGGCAACGGGAGUCGUGCUGAAUGUAGACGAGGGCACGGAGAUUGUCAAGAAGCUCAAGCUGACCGGCCAUCCGUACAAGAUCUUCAAGAACACCGCGUUCGUCAAAGACAUGUUCAGCACCGCCUUGGAGAUUGCCAAGUUCGAAGGCGCGAGCAUCAAGACCGUAUCCGGUGUCCGUGGUCAGAUCAAGCGAGCGUUGUCCAAACCUGAAGGCUGCUAUCGUGCGACCUUCGAAGACAAGGUGCUUAUGUCGGACAUCAUUUUCUUGCGAGCGUGGUAUCCCGUCCGACCCCAUCGUUUCUACAACCCAGUCACGAAUCUGCUCGACCCGGGAAACGCAGACGGCUGGUCCGGCAUGCGUCUCACGGGCCAAGUGCGGGCCGAACAAGGCAUCCCUACGCCCAAAGAUAAAGACAGCGCCUACCGCCCGAUCGAGCGACAAGAACGGCACUUCAACCCUCUCCGCGUGCCGCGGAAAUUGCAGGCCGAUCUACCGUACAAAUCGCAAAUCGUGCAGAUGAAGCCGCAGAAGAAGCAGACAUAUGUGCAAAAGCGGGCCGUGGUGGUGGGAGCCGAGGAGAAGGUUGCAAGGAGAUUGAUGCAGCAGGUCAUGACGUUGAGGAAAGAGAAGGUGGAGAAGAGGCGGGUGAAGCAGGAGGAGAGGAGGGAGCCGCAUCGCAAGAAGUUGGCUGAGGAGGCGGAGAGGCGGAAGGAGAGGGAGAAGAGGGAGCGGGAUGAGUUCUGGGCGAAGGAGGGGAGGAAGAGGAAGGGGUGGAGUGAGGGUGAGGGUGCGGAGGGGCGUGGUGGGAAGAGGAGGAGGGUGUAG